UGCGAGAGUUCUCACCGCUGGAAGAAGACGAAGGAAACUUGUCUACCUUAAGACAGCUUCUGCAGCCAUUCACGUGGCCGCUGUCUUCUACUGUGAACAUGUGUUUCUCGCAUCUCCAACUUGUUUCUUCAUCCUGCCAUUGGAUGUUGAUCCGACGUUCAAUGAUCAACCAUCGUUAUACGACGGACGAGGUAAGCACUAAAUGAAGUAUUUAGCAUGUCAUCGCUGGCAUCGAGGAGAGCGGGAGGGGAUGGCGGCAGAGGUGGCGUGCGCCUGCGCAGGGGAAACGGAAGAGGAGGAGGCGAGGGCGGUGGUUGGAGAGGCGGCCGCAAUUCGGGCGCUGAACACCGCCGUAGAGCUCCACUUGGAGAAGACCAUGGAGAAGAAACGGGCGGUGGACGCGCAGAAAAAGGAGAUGUGGCGCCUCUUCCAGCUCUUCUUCCUCUUCUUGGCGGUGUUGUUCGCGGCCCAGCUGGGGGCGCCGCAGGACCGCCUCCAGUGCCGCCACUGCUGGGUCCCCAUCGCCCUCCUCGCCCUCGGCCACCUCGCCUUCUCCGCCGCCGCCGCCCAGACCCUUCGCUGCAUCCACGGCUGCAAGUACCAGCGCCGCUGCCACAAGCUCACCCUCGCCCUCGCCACCGACCGCCUCAAGCUCCUCACGACCCGCUGCUCCGCCGCCGCGGGCCCUGCGCCGGCGCUGCUUCCGGGGGAGUUGGAGAUCCACUACCAGAAGCCGCCGGAGAGCUACCAGCGCAAGUUCAACAGGAGCUGGGCUGUACACGUCGGCUUCCUGAUAUGUACCUUCGGGUUCAUGGUCUCCUGUACCGUAGUCGUCCUCUGCUUCUAGAAUAGGUUCUACUCUUCGAGAAGCUUCUGGAAGGCUCUAGAUGGGAUCUCCUAGUUUAUGGAUUAAAAAUUUUCUCUAUUUCUUUUCUAGGCAUAAAUAUUUCAGCACUUUUAAUUUCAUUUGUUCUUUAUUUUAUCAUGCUGUAGAGACAUGUAAAUUUGUGCAAAAAUAAGAAAAUAUUUUGGAAAAAAUAGAUUAUGUAUA
This is a messenger RNA of Musa acuminata AAA Group (dessert banana), 1051 nucleotides long. RefSeq lists its product as uncharacterized. The transcript has a single exon. The record is from RefSeq and is a predicted model, not a curated record. Bases 203 to 847 code for a protein of 214 amino acids. NCBI's taxonomy places the organism in Eukaryota, Viridiplantae, Streptophyta, Magnoliopsida, Zingiberales, Musaceae.